UUGGUAAGUCCUGCUUUGUCCCACUGCAAACAGUGCUAAAAUGGAGAACUCAACAAGCAGUGGCAUAGUGGUAAAAUAUAUCACCACCAAUUAUAGCAUAAGAACAUACAACUAGAGUUGGGCCUUUCUCAUUUGGUACAGGACAGACUCCACUGACAGUGCCGUCAAUAAAUCCUUGAAUUGUUAGAAAUCCACUGAGUUGCUUUCAGUUUUCACUUGAUAAGGAAUUUGAACGUUUCAGUUCUUUUAACAUUUCACUGAAUGUCUGUGGGAUUUUCCAAAAUAGUCCAUAUAAACCCAAUAAAUCAUUUUACUAUGUGCAGCCAGAAAUAGACCACGAGGUUGCCAUUUAGAUAUCGCGAUAGUUCCUUUACCACAGGACUUCCAACAUGGCAGGCAGUAAGUUGGUACUAGAAGGAAGAGUAAGUGUAAAAGGCUUUAUUUUAGGGCUCAGCGUGGUUGUAAUCCCAUUGAUCAGAACCUGGUUUGGACAUCUUGACUGGGUCUUUGAUUAUCUGACGGAAACUCCUGGGAAAAUAGCGAUUUGCAUCCACAUUGCAGUUAUCAACGGCCUCUUGCUAAUCAUAUACAGGGGACCUCUAUACAAGGUCGCUGUGAGAGCCUGCUUUUUGGGAGUUACUUUUGGCUGUGGCUUAAUUAUAAGCUUCUCUGAAAACACUUGGACACAUUUUGGCUGCCUUUCACUGGACUCCUUCCUGCUCAACCAUAGCAUGGAGUACACCCUGGCUGCUGUCUCAUCAUGGGUGGAGUUCACUGUGGAGAAGCUGACAGUUCCAGAGCUGAAGCAGCAGAGCUUGUUGAGCUUUGUCGGUCUGCUCAUGGUGCUGUGUGGUGAGGGCCUGCGUAAGGCGGCCAUGUUAACUGCUGGCUCCAACUUCAACCAUAUCGUCCAGAAUGAGAAGGCCCAAAGCCACGUGCUGGUCACUGGUGGGGUCUACUCCUACUUCAGACACCCCUCUUACGUGGGCUGGUUCUACUGGAGCAUAGGAACACAGGUAAUGCUGUGUAACCCGGUGUGUAUAUUGGGCUACUCAAUAGCAAGCUGGCGAUUCUUCCGGGAGCGGAUCGAGGAGGAGGAGCUCUCUCUCAUUCAUUUCUUUGCUGAGGACUAUGUGGAGUACAAGAAGAAGGUUCCCACCGGGCUGCCUUUCAUCUCAGGCAUCCGAGUCAACUAGUCACAGGAGCUGGACGCUGGACGUAACAGACUUACAGCACUAAAGCAGGUCAGACCUGGUGGGUUAGUGGCCUCUGCCAUGACGGCUACCCUCCAGGGGCGAAACCCUUCAGCUGGGUGAGAGCCUGUACCUCACAGACAGAGACUGUGACAGCUGGGAUGGCGGCAGGCAGCUGGGCUGCUGUUUUUCUACCAACCUCAAAAAUCCAGUUAAAGACCAGACAACCUCCACUGUACUACAUGUAUUCCAAUAACACCAAACUUGUUUGUUUCAAUUUAGUUUCUGUUUGCAUGCUUUUGCCAUGCCUAGUGUUUUCAGUGAUGAACUGUUGGGUUGAAGAAUGACACGUCCACUGGGCCCUCUGGAAUCAUACAUCAGCAGAGACUGAAAUGACCGUUGUCUUAAGUUUAAAUGGCAAUGUUUGGAGAUGUGUGAUGUUUCACAGGAAAACCACCAGGUUGAAUACUUCUUUUUUCUUUAAAUGAUAGGGUUAUCGAUAUUUUCAGCAAGUUAUCAUUAUCCCUAGUAUAGUCAUGGUUCAUUAGUUAAAUUUUGCAAAUUUUAAACCAAAAAAAUGCUCGAAAGAAUAGUCCACGGUCACCUACUUCACUGGUCUUCUCAAUAUCUAUAUAUCUAGUAUCCAAGAUUAUUCCCUGGACAAGAAGCAAAUCAGGUCAAAGGGUUGUUCAGGCAAAUCAGAUUUGGUAGGGUCCUGUUGUAUUGCUGCAGGUCUCAAAUCUGUGGGUAUCAAAACAUUACGAGGCUUGUCGUGGAUUUGAAGUUCUAACUUUAGCCACAAAUCACCAAGAAACAAGGGUUGCAAUCAGUUGUCCUGUUUAUUUAUCCAGAGAAUGAUGUGAAUGGUAAUUGCUAUAUUUCUAAACAAAGAAAGAAAAACAUUAAAAUAUCUUCCCCAAACCAAUCCUAAAUCUGGCUUUUAAAUCAUAUUUAAUACUGCACAUUAAAGUAUCAUAAAUAUUUCAUAUAUUAAUUAGCCAAACAUGUACUUCAUGAUAUUAUUUAACAAAUUGGAUCAAAGAUUAUCCAUUAUCCAGGCACCUUCAUAUCAGUUCUGAAACACACCAAAAUCCCAGUUAAUAGAAACUGCUACUUACAUAGAGGGUUAUUCAAAAAAUGCGUGACAAACACCUACAGUCCUGGUCAAAAUUAUUGGCACCCGUAAAUUUCGAGUACAUAACUCAGAAUAUCUUCAGAAAUUGAUGCAAAUGAACCAAUUUUGUGAAACCAAAAUAUUUUUAUUUUAUUUAUUGGCAGCCAUUGAUGAAUUUAAAUUAGUUCCUCAAACAAAAUAAUGAAAUACAAAUAAGUGUCACCUUUGCUUAAUUUUCAGUGUUCACAUGACCUAAAUUAACCCAUGAAUGAUGAUGUUACUUCAUAAAAAGGGGCUGGCUGUUUCCAGUGAUGUAGUUAAACACAUUGCUUGUUACAGUAGCCUAAUUAUCUGGCUUGAGAUGGGCAAAUGCCAAGCACACAGAAAAAUUACUGCUGUAGCCUCUUUUGUUUUUUUUGUUUUUUUGUCACUGUUUAAUAUAUACAUCACUAGUUAUUUUUUGUGUGUGAUAAAUCACCAUACUUGAACACCACUGUGUCGUGUCAUUUCGAUCAGCAUCAGUCUAUUACUGUGUUUCUCCUGAUGACUUGUCAAGCUCACUUUGUGUUAGAAACCAACCAAACGAAUGAGUCGUUUAUUGGUGAAAGGGUUGAGAAAGACCGAAUCUGCAGCACUCUCUCUUUUUGAUCUGUCUGAGGGGCCUCACAGUACUGCUAUCCAUCCCCGAAACCCGGAUCUCAUUGUGUUUGCACUUAAGUGCCGUGUUUGGAUGUGUAAACCUGGGUGUUGUAAUGAUUAAAAAUUUAUCAGGGUAACAUUUAAGAAAGAAUCUAUUUAUUCAGAAUGUUUAGGGAUACACCAUGUUUUUGGAAGAUUGUCCCACUGGUCAACUCAUGUACAAACAUGAAAAACAUCAACAUUGAAAUGAUUAUUUCCCAGGGUAGAAUAGAACUGUGGGGACAAAAUAAAAUAUAACCAUUGUUUUAAAAAAAAAAAAAAAAAGAGGGAGAAAGA
Xiphias gladius (swordfish) is the source of this 3282-nucleotide messenger RNA. RefSeq names its product isoprenylcysteine carboxyl methyltransferase (gene icmt). The transcript is spliced from 5 exons. Lineage: Eukaryota; Metazoa; Chordata; Actinopteri; Istiophoriformes; Xiphiidae. Gene Ontology annotation, molecular function: protein C-terminal S-isoprenylcysteine carboxyl O-methyltransferase activity. Bases 390 to 1196 code for a protein of 268 amino acids. The record is from RefSeq and is a predicted model, not a curated record. Gene Ontology annotation, cellular component: endoplasmic reticulum; membrane. Gene Ontology annotation, biological process: C-terminal protein methylation.